This is a messenger RNA of Mugil cephalus (flathead mullet), 5053 nucleotides long. RefSeq names its product DEAH (Asp-Glu-Ala-His) box polypeptide 8 (gene dhx8). Lineage: Eukaryota; Metazoa; Chordata; Actinopteri; Mugiliformes; Mugilidae. Gene Ontology annotation, biological process: mRNA splicing, via spliceosome; spliceosomal complex disassembly. Gene Ontology annotation, cellular component: intracellular anatomical structure; catalytic step 2 spliceosome. The transcript is spliced from 23 exons. The record is from RefSeq and is a predicted model, not a curated record. Gene Ontology annotation, molecular function: RNA binding; RNA helicase activity; ATP binding. The coding region runs from base 67 to 3729 and encodes 1220 amino acids.
AGUUGCCCACAUCCAAUAUGUCCGUCGGCGUCUACGUUCCCUGAACAACAACACGAGACGUGGAGAAUGGCAGACGGCGGCGUCGACGAAUUAUCUCAGCUUGAGUAUUUGUCGUUGGUGUCCAAAGUAUGUACGGAACUUGACAACCACCUUGGGAUAAGUGACAAAGACUUAGCUGAAUUUGUCAUCAGCCUCGCUGAAAAACAACCAAGUUUUGAUGGGUUUAAAGCGCUAUUGCUGCAAAAUGGAGCCGAAUUCACAGAUUCCCUCAUCAGUAAUUUGCUCAGGCUCAUUCAGACUAUGCGGCCUCCAUCCAAGGCAUCUACAAGUAAAGCUGUGGAAGAUUCGGUUAAGCCGAAGACGGAAAAGGACAAGUUGAAGGAGUUGUUUCCGGCACUCUGCAGACCGAAUGACCCACAACCAAAGAAGCUACUGGAUGAAGAUGAUGUGAAAGUGGCAGCUGAUGCCAUGAAAGAACUGGAAAUGUUUAUGCCCAGUGUCAGUGGGUCAGACUCCAAAGCAAGCAAGAACAGGUCAGAAAAAAGUAAACACCGCAGUCGAAGUCGCAGCAGAAGCAGAGAAAGAGACAGACACAGAGACCGAGACAGGUAUCGGGACAAGGACAGGAAGAGGCGGCAUCGUUCCCGAUCACAUUCCAGAUCCAGGUCUCGCUCCAGAGAUAGAGAUAGAGACAGGCACAGGGAUAGAGACAGAGAUCGUGAUCGCGGCAAAAGAAGAGAUAAAUCUUCCCGCUGGUCCGAGCGCUCACCCAGCCCUAAGAAGGACCAAGACAGAGACUCAGACCGCUGGAAGGACAAACACGUGGAUCGCCCUCCGCCAGAGGAGCCUUCUGUUGGCGACAUCUACAAUGGAAAAGUCACCAGCAUCAUGCAGUUUGGAUGCUUUGUUCAACUGGAGGGACUACGAAAACGAUGGGAGGGUUUGGUCCAUAUUUCCGAGCUGCGUAGAGAGGGCCGUGUAGCUAAUGUGGCUGAUGUGGUCAGCAAAGGUCAAAGAGUCAAAGUCAAGGUUCUGUCUUUCACUGGCUCCAAGACCAGUCUCAGUAUGAAGGAUGUGGACCAAGAGACUGGAGAAGACCUGAACCCCAACAGGAGGAGGAACGUAGGCCCAGAUGGAGGAGACGACAUCUCAAUGAGGAAUCCAGACCGACCGAGCAACCUGAACCUGGGACACGCUCCUGAGCUGGAGCAGGAUGAUACAUUGGAGCGCAAGAGGCUGACAAAGAUCUCCGACCCCGAGAAAUGGGAGAUCAAACAGAUGAUUGCUGCCAACGUUCUGUCCAAAGAAGAAUUCCCUGAUUUUGAUGAUGAGACAGGAAUCCUUCCUAAGGUUGACGAUGAAGAGGACGAAGAUCUGGAGAUUGAGCUGGUUGAGGAGGAACCACCAUUCCUUAGAGGACACACCAAACAAAGCAUGGACAUGAGUCCUGUCAAGAUUGUCAAGAAUCCAGAUGGCUCCCUGUCCCAGGCCGCCAUGAUGCAGAGUGCUCUGGCUAAGGAGCGACGAGAGCUCAAGCAGGCUGCACGCGAGGCAGAGAUGGACUCCAUCCCCAUGGGGCUGAACAAACACUGGGUCGACCCGCUGCCAGACGUUGACGGCAGGCAGAUUGCCGCCAACAUGAGAGGCAUUGGCAUGAUGCCCAAUGACAUCCCAGAAUGGAAGAAGCAUGCUUUUGGAGGGAACAAGGCGUCCUAUGGAAAGAAGACACAGCUCUCUAUCCUGGAGCAGAGGGAGAGUCUGCCCAUCUACAAGCUGAAGGAGCAGCUCAUUCAGGCUGUUCAUGACAACCAGAUUCUAAUUGUCAUCGGAGAGACUGGCUCUGGGAAAACCACACAGAUCACUCAGUACCUGGCGGAGGCAGGUUACACCACCAGGGGGAAGAUUGGCUGCACGCAGCCCCGUCGUGUGGCGGCCAUGUCCGUGGCCAAAAGAGUCUCUGAGGAGUAUGGUUGUUGUCUUGGACAAGAGGUGGGUUACACCAUCCGUUUUGAGGACUGCACCAGCCCUGAGACGGUGAUCAAGUACAUGACAGACGGUAUGCUGCUGAGAGAGUGUUUGAUUGACUCUGAGUUGGGUCAGUAUGCCAUUAUCAUGUUGGACGAAGCCCACGAGAGGACAAUCCACACCGAUGUCCUGUUCGGUCUCCUUAAGAAGACCGUACAGAAGCGCACAGACAUGAAGCUGAUUGUGACCUCGGCCACGCUGGACGCCGUGAAGUUCUCUCAGUAUUUCUACGAAGCGCCCAUCUUCACCAUCCCUGGCAGAACGUAUCCAGUGGAGGUUCUUUACACCAAAGAACCUGAGACGGACUACCUGGACGCCAGUCUCAUCACCGUCAUGCAGAUUCAUUUGACUGAGCCCCCAGGUGACAUCCUGGUGUUUUUAACUGGACAGGAAGAGAUCGACACUGCCUGUGAGAUCCUGUAUGAGAGGAUGAAGUCACUGGGGCCUGAUGUCCCUGAACUGAUUAUUCUGCCAGUUUAUUCUGCCCUGCCCAGUGAGAUGCAGACCAGGAUCUUUGACCCAGCACCUCCAGGCAGCAGAAAGGUUGUCAUUGCUACAAACAUUGCAGAGACCUCUCUGACCAUCGAUGGGAUCUAUUACGUGGUGGAUCCUGGCUUUGUCAAGCAGAAAGUUUACAACUCCAAGACUGGCAUUGAUCAGCUGGUGGUGACUCCAAUCUCACAGGCUCAGGCCAAGCAGAGGGCCGGUCGCGCCGGCAGAACAGGACCCGGGAAGUGUUAUAGGCUGUACACUGAGAGAGCCUACAGAGACGAGAUGCUGACCACCAACGUGCCUGAGAUCCAGAGAACCAACUUGGCCAGCACUGUCCUGUCUCUGAAGGCAAUGGGUAUCAAUGACCUUCUGUCUUUCGACUUCAUGGACGCUCCUCCCAUGGAGACGCUAAUCACAGCCAUGGAACAGCUCUACACUCUGGGAGCUCUGGAUGACGAGGGUUUACUCACAAGACUGGGUAGAAGGAUGGCUGAGUUUCCUCUGGAGCCCAUGCUGUGUAAGAUGUUGAUCAUGUCCGUCCAUCUGGGCUGCAGUGAAGAGAUGCUCACGAUUGUGUCAAUGCUGUCGGUGCAGAACGUCUUCUACAGGCCCAAGGACAAGCAGGCCCUGGCUGACCAGAAGAAGGCAAAGUUCCACCAGCCUGAGGGCGAUCACCUGACUCUGCUGGCCGUCUACAACUCCUGGAAGAACAACAAGUUCUCCAACCCCUGGUGUUAUGAGAAUUUCAUCCAGGCCCGCUCCCUGCGCAGAGCUCAGGACAUCCGCAAACAGAUGCUGGGUAUUAUGGACAGACAUAAAUUGGACGUGGUGUCUUGCGGUAAAGCCACGGUGCGAGUCCAGAAAGCAAUCUGCAGUGGUUUCUUCAGGAAUGCAGCCAAGAAGGAUCCUCAAGAAGGUUACAGGACCCUCAUCGAUCAGCAAGUUGUGUACAUCCACCCCUCCAGCGCUCUGUUCAACAGGCAGCCUGAGUGGGUUGUGUACCACGAGUUGGUGCUGACGACCAAGGAGUACAUGCGGGAGGUGACCACCAUCGACCCUCGCUGGCUGGUGGAGUUUUCUCCCGCCUUCUUCAAAGUGUCCGACCCCACGCGCCUCAGCAAGCAGAAGAAACAGCAACGCCUGGAGCCUCUGUACAACCGCUACGAGGAGCCCAACGCCUGGAGAAUCUCUCGCGCCUUCAGACGCCGCUGAUCCGCCGCAGAGACUCGACACGGAUGUUUGGACCCUGCUGGUUGAAGGGUCCACGUCGCAAUUCGGUUUCAAUCUGUGCUCAGUUUUUCCUUUUUGUUUUUCUUCUUCUUUCAUUCUAAAUUAUCUGUAAAUCCAUCUUUGGUCAUUUUAGACUCGUUAUUUUAGAUAAAAAAAAAAAACUGUUUGCUUUUCUUAGCACUAAAGAGCAGGAAUGAAAGGAAAUCCUUCAUACCUGGUUUUAAAACUCUUCUGAAUAGUCUGGACUGUUUACUCCAGCUCUGUAAAUUCUAAUAGCUUAGUGUUGAUCCUGAAUAUGGACCUGAGGGAAUUAUCACCUGACUUCUCUUAUGUUUCACUUAGUUCUUCGGUGUCAGACCUGAAAAAUGCUUGAUAUGUUUUUGUAUAAUAUCUGGGACAGUUUUCACUCGUCAGUGUGUUUUCUAUCUAUAAUGGAACUGUGAUGACGUGUCCUCAUUAAACUCUACAUUUUCUUACGUCUGUUGAAGUACAUGGAGAGUUAACCCCUGAACAAUCUGAGAACGAGCUUGGUGGUGUUGUAAUGGGUCACAAAGAAAUGCAAUAUAAAUGGAAAAAAAAAGAUACUAGAAAAACUAAAACUAGGAACCGUGUACACAAUUUAAAGUGAUAGGUUUCAAUUCUCAUGUUGGCAGACUAAUGAAUAACUCAUUUCAUUUGAAUUCUUAACGUUAAUGUUUGUUUUGUUUUUUGUGCCCUAUUUCAUAUUCUGUUUUUUCAUAGAUGACUGGUACUGUUGUUUUAAUCUGCAAAGAUAUUUUCAAUGCACCUAAUGGACGUUGUGCUACUUCCAAACUUCCAAAGGCAUAAUGUGUUUAGUGAGGUAAAUAUCAGCACUAAUCGCUGUAAUUAAAAAAAUUUAGUCAAUCUGAAGUAUAAUGUAGUACUAACGUCCAUAAAGGAAAAAUCCCUCUGAAAUUGUCCUGAACUAAAUAUUAAUGGUUUAUGAGCUGAGGGUGUAGUGUGUGAACCUGGCCGGCAGGGGGCAGCAGUGCCACAGCUCAGACGAGAGAAAAAGAGUCUCAAAUCAUUUCCUGAUCAUAAUAAAAUGAAAAAGGGGUGAAUUGCAGCUUUAGGUGAAAUUAAACAUUGUUAUUUUGGUGUCAAAGUGUAAAUAAGUUUGAGAACACCACAAAAAAAAAGGUUAUUUUGUAUGUUUUUUUUAUUUGUUUUACUUUAAAUGAGAUGUCUUCUUUAAAGCCAGCCAUGAUUUUGUCAAACAUUUGAGAAAUCCAAAUAUCUGUCAGAGCAUUCAGCAAAUUAUUUGUAAUUAAAUGCCUUAAUUUUA